AUGAUAUGUCUUUUAGCCUCACAGUGCUUGGCGCAGCAGCUUUGGCCGGCGGCUGAGGCGCGGACCAACACGUUCAACUCGACCUACGGGCCAUUGAACUCGACACAGGCGACGAGCUUGAUACGGACAGCGAACAUUUCCGAAGCUCAGGCCGAUGCUGUACUGGUUGCUGUAGAAUUCGAAAGGUCCAAUUGGGCAGGGAGUGCUGUCCAGUUGGAUCCCUUCUAUCAAGAAAUCCCCAAGAAUUCUUCGACUGCGACGCCCGGCUCACCACUAAAAAUUGAGCAACACACCAACAACAGUCUUUAUACUCUGCCAGCUGGUGUCUCACUCUCGCGGAUGCUGUUUACAACCAAGACCCUCAAUGGAACUACAGUGCCUGCAUCCUCCUAUGUCCUUUGGCCGUGGCUUCCCAAACGCUUCAGCAAUGUUACUGGACUGCCAGUUGUCGGAUGGGGCCACGGAACAUCCGGCUGGUCUGGUGAAUGCGGGCCAAGUCAUACACGAAAUCUCUGGUAUCAAUAUAGUGCCCCAUAUGUUCUCGCUCUACAAGGUUAUAUCGUGGUUGCGCCCGAUUAUGCUGGGCUUGGCCUCGACCACGAUGUGGAGGGCAAUUUUAUUGCUCAUCAGUAUACAGCCAACCCAGCACACGGGAAUGACCUGAUUUAUGCAGUCCAAGCCGCCCAGGAAGCAUGGCCAAUACUGAGCAAAGAAUUCGUGCUGAUGGGCCAUUCACAAGGGGGCAGCGCUGUUUGGGGAGCAGCCGAGCAAUUGGCGAGGGAGCCUAUCGAAGGAUACUUGGGCGGUAUCGCAGGCUCACCACUACCUUCACUGGGGGGACUGAUCGAAUUAGUUGUAGAAUCUCCACUGCUCUGGGUAGGCGCAGCAAAAGUCGCCACGGGAUUGCAGUCUAUCUUUCCAACGUUUCAGUUGAGUGAUUGGCUGUCUGACGAGGGUAUACGUUUGACCGAGAUAUUACAAGAGUUACAAGGCUGCCAAUCGGUUGCUUUAGAGCUCCUCGCUACUCCCAACCUUCAAGCGGAUGGUUGGAACAAAACCUGGUAUCUGCCAGCAUUUAUCAACCUCACAGAGAGCGGCGGGAAGGAGUUCGCAGGUCCCAUGCUUAUCCUGCACGGCUCCGCUGACAAAGUAGUACCGGAGAUGCUGGCCGCUACCGCAGUAAAUCAAACAUGUGAGGCUCUUCCAGAUAGCCAGUUGCACUACACGGUUCUUGACGGGGUGUCUCACGUUGCGGUACUUUAUGCAGGGCAGCAGAUUUGGCUCGAUUGGAUCGCCGACAGAUUUAAUGGCGUGCCCGUUGCCCAUGAGUGCGUGCGGCAGACUCUGAGUCCAGGCGUGGGAGGGCAGACGUACCAAGCAGAGUUUGACUACACGCUCCAGUAUCCCUUCUAUCCAUAUGAGACUGCAUGA
Messenger RNA from Truncatella angustata, 1431 nucleotides. Its product is annotated as secretory lipase. The record is from RefSeq and is a predicted model, not a curated record. NCBI's taxonomy places the organism in Eukaryota, Fungi, Ascomycota, Sordariomycetes, Amphisphaeriales, Sporocadaceae. The coding region runs from base 1 to 1431 and encodes 476 amino acids. The transcript has a single exon. Gene Ontology annotation, biological process: lipid catabolic process. Gene Ontology annotation, molecular function: triacylglycerol lipase activity.